AGAUGUAGAUCUCAACAGUGGUGCUUGGUGCUUUGCCUGGUCUAUAAUAUUCCCAAGCCUGGAUUGAUCUGGUUGCUCAGCUUGAAGAGCUUUAAUGAUUCCCAAAGCAUCCCCUUCAAACACCAUAUCAUAAGGGCAGCAAGAGGCAGCAAACUUACUGCAUGAGCCGCUGCCAGUGCAUCUGCUUCCUCUGCAUCUGAACCCAUACUCUUCAAAGCACUCAUAGCUACUAUAAAUUGCCCCUUUCUCUCUCUGAUUACAGCACCUACCCAUUCUUUUGAAUAUCUUUAAAGGCAGCCCCAUCCAUAAUAUCCUUAAAAUAAUUGAGCCCAGGAGGAGUCCAAUGAGCAGAUGAUGGGUGUACUGAAACUAUUUUUGACUGUUUUUAUUUUUGUAGCUUUAAAACUUGGAAGGUUUUGGUCAAAUUUCUUUUAUGAGAGAUGGGAAAUUAUGAAUUCUGAGAGCUUUUGGUGUGCGGUGUUGGCCUUUAUCAAUGUUGUUAUCUUUUCUCAUUAAUUCAAUAAAGCCUUUGUAUCCAUAUAUUUGAGUUUAUGAAGAAAUGGAUUCCAACUUUUAUGUCAUGGUUUACAAAUUAGCAGGUUAUAUUAGCCUCCUGUGCUUCAAGGGUUAUGGCAAACUAAGCAGUGGAGUGAAAGUAGAGUGGAAUAACAGGGGAUUCUCAACAUUCCAUGCUCUUAUAGUAGCAUUUGCUUCUCUCUACCUCCUGUUGUUAUCAGAUGAAUUUGAUGAAAAAUCUCAUGGUGACCUUAUAAUAAAUAGGACAUCUACUUUAUCAGAUACGCUAUUGGGGUUCUCCCUUGGUUAUUUUCUAUCAGACUUGGCAAUGAUUCUUUGGCUGUUUCCAGCUCUAGGUGGUCUGGAGUACGUUCUACACCAUGGGCUAUCCAUGUCUUCAAUUCUUCUCUCCCUCAUAAGUGGUCAAGCACGGAUUUACAUACUAAUGGUUCUUUUCUCAGAGAGCACUACUCCUUUUGUAAAUCUAAGAUGGUACUUGGAUGUUGCUGGCCAGAAGAACUCCAAGCUUUACACCUAUAAUGGCAUAGCAUUGUUCCUGGGGUGGUUGGUUGCUAGGAUUUUUUUGUUCAUCUUCUUCUUCGCACACAUGUUUAGCCAUUUUGAUCAGGUCAAGAAAAUUUUUCCUUUUGGCUUCUACAACUUGCUUGUGGUGUCUCCUGUGUUGGCAAUUAUGAAUGUGUUUUGGUUUUGGAAGAUUGUCAGGGGUUUAUUAAAAACUCUUUCUAAAGCAAGACACAAGCAUUGAGCAGGCAAUUUUCCUGCUGUGAUCGAGUACCUUCUGGUAGGCAACCCCACUGAUUGUCAUUCAACCACUGGAUAUUGCUUGCUAUGUGAUGCAUUCAACCACAAGAUAAUAUGAUGUUGCUUAAUCCAGUACUGAGACUAAAUAUUGUACUUUGGCUGGCACCACUACUGAAAUCAUCUGGUUGUGUUCUCUUCUCGAGGACAUGGGAGUCACUAUUUUUUCUAUCACUUCAGUUUACUGUAAUAAUCAUAUCACUAUUAAGUUUAUUCACAAUGAUGUCUUCAUGAAUGGACAAAAAAUAAUGAGAUUGAUUGACACUUCAACCAUCAUC
Quercus robur (English oak) is the source of this 1613-nucleotide messenger RNA. RefSeq lists its product as uncharacterized. Bases 560 to 1282 code for a protein of 240 amino acids. Gene Ontology annotation, biological process: lipid homeostasis. The transcript is spliced from 10 exons. The record is from RefSeq and is a predicted model, not a curated record. NCBI's taxonomy places the organism in Eukaryota, Viridiplantae, Streptophyta, Magnoliopsida, Fagales, Fagaceae. Gene Ontology annotation, cellular component: membrane; endoplasmic reticulum.